Messenger RNA from Lactuca saligna, 1074 nucleotides. NCBI's taxonomy places the organism in Eukaryota, Viridiplantae, Streptophyta, Magnoliopsida, Asterales, Asteraceae. The record is from the annotation of a GenBank genome assembly.
AUGUCUUUAGCAAAUCUUGGCAAAAGAGAUAUUCCUUAUAAGUUUCUCUCUUCAACUCGCCUCCAUCAGACCAUGGUAUUUGAAACCGAAGCAGCUGAUCAGGCUAUAGAACCGUAUAUAUAUGAAAAUGUUGACACGAACGAUUUUGUGGAAGCAACAUAUGAAUUAGAAGAAGUUAACGAUUUCGGUGUGAACAUUGAAAUUCACGAAAAUGAUGUUGAUGAUGAAAGGAUACUAGGAAAGGUUUUUGAUACACCCGAUGAUGCCUAUACAUUUUAUAAUGAUUAUUCAUUUUUGCAUGGAUUUGUUGAGUCACGAAGGGUUGCCGAAGAAGAUGAAGACUUCAAGACUAUGAACUCGAGACCGGUUCUUUCUUCAGUGCAUCCAAUCGAAGCAAAAGCAGGUCAAAUUUAUACUAGAAAGAUGUUUGAUACUUUCAAAAAAGAAUGGACUGAAGCUAUUACCAAUUUGACCCACGAGACCAUAACAAAAACUACAGAAGAAAGCACAUAUAGAGUUGGCCAAUUGGAUGUUGAUAAUAAAUAUUGGCGUAUUGUUACCUUUCGUUCUUUAAAUCAAGUCAGCAUCACAUGUUCGUGUUCUAUGUAUGAGACAAAUGGGAUUCUAUGCAAGCAUAGCUUGUAUGUGAUGAAGAAGAAGCAUGUUCAAGAACUACCGAGUCACUAUAUUUUACCGCGAUGGACCCUUGAUGCUAGGUACAAAUUGGGUAGUGUUAGUAUAGGACUCGAAGAAAUAAAUAAUGAAAAUGGAGUUAGUGCGUACACAUUAUUUUGUGUUCGUUCGAAUUUUACGAAACUAAUUGAACAAGCAAGGGACUCCCAUUCAGAGAUACAAAAACUUAAUAAGAUAUUGACAAGUCUUUUGAAUGAUCAAGCAAAUCGAAAAAAAUCUAUGUCCUUGGAGAAUACAUCUCAAAGUUCUUGUAUGGGAGUUUCGCAAGUAGAUAUGAUGCCACAGUUAUCUAUCCGUGAUCCUCUUGGUCCAGUUACUACAAAAGGGCGUCCUAAACUUGCAAGUAGAAUCAAGUCUUCUGUAGAAGCCCCUAAAAAAUGA